Asparagus officinalis (garden asparagus) is the source of this 881-nucleotide messenger RNA. RefSeq names its product 1-Cys peroxiredoxin PER1. The transcript has 4 exons. Lineage: Eukaryota; Viridiplantae; Streptophyta; Magnoliopsida; Asparagales; Asparagaceae. The coding region runs from base 54 to 710 and encodes 218 amino acids. Gene Ontology annotation, biological process: cell redox homeostasis; cellular oxidant detoxification. Gene Ontology annotation, molecular function: peroxiredoxin activity. Gene Ontology annotation, cellular component: cytosol; mitochondrion. The record is from RefSeq and is a predicted model, not a curated record.
AAGAAAUUAAGAAGGAAAAAAAAAAAGAGAGAGGAACACGCUAGCUUAAAGCGAUGCCGGGUCUCACGAUAGGCGACACGAUACCGGACCUCGAGGUGGAGACGACCCACGGCAAGAUCCGGAUCCACGACUUCAUCGGAUCCGGAUACGCCAUCGUGUUCUCGCACCCGGGGGACUUCACGCCGGUCUGCACGACGGAGCUCGGGAUGAUGGCGAAGUACGCGCCGGAGUUCGAAAAGAGGGGGGUGAAGCUGCUUGGCUUGUCUUGUGAUGACGUGGAGAGCCACAAGGCGUGGAUUAAGGACAUUGAGGCGUACACUACAGGAUGCAACGUCAGCUAUCCAAUUGCGGCAGACCCGAAGAGGGAAGUGAUAAAGCAGCUGAACAUGGUGGAUCCUGAUGAGCACGAUGACAAGGGUCAGCUCCCGUCAAGGGCCCUUCACAUUGUGGGUCCAGACAAGAAGGUUAAGGUGAGCUUUCUGUACCCGGCCACUACCGGCCGUAACAUGGACGAGGUUCUGAGGGUGGUGGACGCUCUGCAGAAGGCUGCGGAGCGCAAGGUGGCCACGCCGGUGAACUGGAAGCCCGGGGACAAGGUGGUGAUACCCCCCGGGGUGAGCAACGAGGAGGCGGAUAAGAUGUUCCCGCAGGGGUACGAUACCGUGGACCUACCCUCCGAGAAGCAGUACCUCCGUUUCGCAGAAGCUUGAAGGGUUUCAGGUGAAGUAGCUAGUUUUUACUGUUUCGGGUGUUGUGUUCUUAGUUUUAACGUGUUCCUCCUGUUGUGGUGGUGUGGUCGGUGGGAUGAUGAAGGGGGGAUACGGUGGCUUCUCAUGUAUGUUCAGAGGUGUGUAAAUGGAAUUAUGUGUUUAUGGGUGUUA